AUGACUCCAAGUGAUCAAGAUGAAACAUUAAGAACAACUUAUCGAAGGCUACAGUUAAUCGUAGACUAUCCGGUUUGGAACAUUUCUGAAAAAGACAGUGGUACCCCAAGUACAUCACGUCCGGGUUCAAGAUUUCAACCAUGUGUCUCGUUCAACACUGUACCAUCUCUCGCAGGGAUAUCGUAUAGUACCGACGAGGAAACGGAAGAAGAUGAUGAAUUGGAAAGAAGUCGUCGUAAGUAUAAAUCAUUAAUGAAGCAAAAUAUACCUGUAUGGAUAAAUUCAAAAGACGAAGGAAAACCUCAGCUUAAAGCUUAUAGUGAUGUCUUUAGAGUUUCUGCAAAUGGAGAGGAUCAAAGGAUUGAUUUCCCCAGUAGACCAAUGAUUAUGAAUGACGCUAUUGUGAUGAAUAAAGUCCAUCCCCUAUGGAGGAAGAAUUGGAAACAUUUAAAAGAUCAAGUUGAAAUACGUAAGGUGAGAUGCACUGAGUUUUUCAAAUUGCCUGAUAUUUUAUUUGUGAAGGAUAAUGUGAAAGUUGAGAUCGAUAUUGGCGAUGGGUAUGUACCGAAGAGUAAGGAGCAGAGAAGGUUUGAAGAGAUUCUGAAAACAAAAAUAAAUCCAACUAAAGCUCCAAGAACCAUUUUAUGUCAUAUAAGUGGCAGGAGACAUACUUGGGUAGCCAUUGAUUGGUUAUUUACUACUUUAUCACAAGAUUUGGAUCAUAUUGUCAUAAUAGCCAAUUUGCCUAAAAUGAUUACAACAAUGACUAAAAAACAAGGGAAAAAAGAUGGCUACAUUCCAAAAGAUGAAUGGACAUCUGGAUAUUCUGAAGCUCGUAUUAGAGAAAAAUUAAAUAGCAUUGUUGACUAUAUAUCAUUGAUUGUACCAGAUGACAAAAUAAUCAAAAUCACGAUUGAAAUCAUAGUUGGGAAAACUAAAAGGGCAUUAAUCGAUGUUUUUAACGUAUACAAUCCAGACUUAGUUGUAGGUAGUACUUUAAGAUGGAGAAGAACCGAAAAUUUAGUAGAAUAUACAAAAACAAGAAGGUUGAUUGAUAACCUCUGUAGAAGAUUCCCUAUACCAAUUUUCAUUAUACCUGCUAAAAGGAUGUUUCAAUUUGAAAUGAAUUUACAAAAACAACUUACAUUACCAUCAAAUAUUCCUGGAGUGCGGAAAGCAGCAUUAGAAGACAUUCAUUCUAUACCUAUAGAAUUUAGUAUGUUACCAUCAUCAGAUUCUUUAACAGCAGGCUAUACCAAAGGAGACGAAUCCCCACCAAAUAUACCGUCUGACACUAAUACUUCUAGUGAAGAGGAUGAUGAAGAAAAAGAAGGAGAAGAGGGAAUGAAUGAGGAGAAAAGCGUUCGUAGUUUUCGAACUGUUGAUUCAGUUUUAUCUGCGAAAAGAAAGCUUUGUCUGAUGGCGAGAGCUCAUAGGAAAGAUAUGUUGGACAUGCUGAACUCUGUUCAAUUCGACCCGACAUUAACACAUGAACAACAACAAUUGAAAAAAGUAGAUGUUGUCCUUAAUAAAUCAUUGAUUUUCUCCUUAGAAAUUGAUGAAAUGAACCAGGAAGUUGAUGACGAUCAAGUGGGAUUUGAGAGAUUGGCCAAAGUAAUAACAGGUGGCAAACAAUACGCUCAACAAUUAUCAAUGACUGCGAUGGCUAAUAACCCUCCCAAAAAUAUUAUGAAGAAAGGAAACAUCGGAAAUUCAAUGGUUCCACCGAGUAGUGCAAGUGCCAGUUCUCAAAUAAAAUUUGCAAGAGAUGUUAAACAUCAAGAUGGUACAGCAGCUUUACGAACACCAAGAAAACUGAGUUAUCAAGAGUAUAGUGAAAAAAUAAUGGACUCUAUAAGGAGAUUCAAAAGUACUGGUGGUCUAAGAUCUUCAAGAUCAAAUGAUUCUGUAAAAAGUGCUGGAUCAUCGAAAUCAGCCGGUAGCACUCUUUUUAAGAAAAGUGGGUUUUUAUCAUUUUUAAAAAAUGGGAAUAGUAGUAAUAGUAGCAACAGUCGAAGUGAAUCUAUCUCUAGAAGAAGUAGUACUGAACAGACAAGUAUGUCACCUAACGUCUCUAAUUUAUCGAGUUCCAAAAAGAUAUCGAAGCUUUUUAGUCUCGGUAAAAAAUAA
This is a messenger RNA of Naumovozyma dairenensis CBS 421, 2130 nucleotides long. RefSeq lists its product as uncharacterized. NCBI's taxonomy places the organism in Eukaryota, Fungi, Ascomycota, Saccharomycetes, Saccharomycetales, Saccharomycetaceae. The transcript has a single exon. The record is from RefSeq and is a predicted model, not a curated record. The coding region runs from base 1 to 2130 and encodes 709 amino acids.